AUGAAACUAUUUUUCGUGUUUGCCCUUUUUAUCGCCCUUGUUUCGGCUAAACCCUCUCCGGGUCUGAAAAUCGGGCGCCGCAGUUUCCUGCACCCUGGUGCGCGCAUCAUCAACGGCAACGACGCCACCGAAGGCCAAUACCCCUACCAGAUUUCCUACCAAUGGGGAAUUCUGGGUGUUUUCGAGCACGUCUGUGGAGGUUCCAUCCUCUCCCCCACGUUCAUCCUGACCGCUGGACACUGCGUUACUGAAGUCCCUGAAAUCGGCGCCCACAAAAUCGUAGCUGGAAUAACGGAACUGAACGAGAAGAACAACGAAAGACAGGAAAUCAACGUUGUGCAAAAAAUCGUUCAUCCAAAUUUCACUGGAGGUGUAGGUCCAAACGACGUUGCGCUCCUGAAACUGGCCACACCUCUGGUGUUCGGCGAUUUGGUGAAGCCCGUGGUUUUGCCUGAAGCCGACUCUGUGCCUUCGGGAGAUUCGGUUCUGACGGGUUGGGGCUCCACUUCGACCACCGUUAUCCCAGUUUUGCCCAACCAUUUGCAAACUGUUACUAUUCCAAUCUUGGAAUAUACCGAUUGCAAAUUGGCUAUUGAUGCCCUUUUGAAUGACGGUGAAGAAAAUCCCCUUUCGGAAGUAUCGAACAUUUGCACUCAUCCUGUGGCCAAUGGCGAGGGGGCCUGUUCAGGUGACAGUGGUGGCCCAUUGGCCCAGAAUGGUACUGUUAUUGGAAUUGUUUCGUGGGGCUUCACACCAUGUGGGUCGGAAAAGGCACCCUCGGUUUACACCAGAGUCAGCAAUUUCAUCGACUUCAUCAAGGAAAACGUAAACGACUUGCCCAAAUAA
Tribolium castaneum (red flour beetle) is the source of this 846-nucleotide messenger RNA. RefSeq names its product chymotrypsin-like proteinase 6A precursor (gene Ctlp-6a). Gene Ontology annotation, biological process: proteolysis. The record is from RefSeq and is marked provisional. The transcript is spliced from 3 exons. The coding region runs from base 1 to 846 and encodes 281 amino acids. Gene Ontology annotation, molecular function: serine-type endopeptidase activity. NCBI's taxonomy places the organism in Eukaryota, Metazoa, Arthropoda, Insecta, Coleoptera, Tenebrionidae.